This is a messenger RNA of Cotesia congregata, 213 nucleotides long. NCBI's taxonomy places the organism in Eukaryota, Metazoa, Arthropoda, Insecta, Hymenoptera, Braconidae. The record is from the annotation of a GenBank genome assembly.
AUGCUUGAAAAAGCUCGGAAUUUGACAGGGCGUGGUGCAAAGAUAAUUUUUUUGAAUGGCAGGCUUAGUAAAGCUAUUUGUAGCGGUUUAUCCUGGCAAGCCGCGAAAAAAGAACCUGGUUUUGACAACGUUUACAUAACUAUGCCUGGUCGAGAAAUGGUAUACAUCCACCCACAAAGCGCUUUAUAUACAGUGGAACCAAAACCCGAAUGG